Messenger RNA from Orbicella faveolata, 1246 nucleotides. RefSeq lists its product as uncharacterized. Lineage: Eukaryota; Metazoa; Cnidaria; Anthozoa; Scleractinia; Merulinidae. The record is from RefSeq and is a predicted model, not a curated record.
GCCUCCGAUGAAGAACAAGGACGUAGAGGAAAAGUAUCGUCCGUGAUAUAUGUGUACUUUCGCGACGAUUGAAGAAUUUAGAGCAAAUUUAUGGUCGUUUUCCUUCAGUAGACUUGUUCGGCUCGGGUCACCCAGAGUGCCCAACCUUGGGAAAGGAUAUAAGCAGUGAAAAGAAAAACCACCUUAAUGGCCAUAGUCUGUCCACAGAGGUUUCACCCCCUUGCGCUUUGGCUUUUUUGUAUCCCACGCGCUCAAGACAAAUGGAGGACUGAAAUGGUCAUAAAUUGGCCUAAAAACCUCACGGGAAUCAAGGAAGCACACACCUGAAGCAAGGUAGGUUUAUCUUUUUUCAUACUCCUUCACAACUUACAAAUAAGCCCUAAAAAUAUGUCCCUACGGCGUCCUGAAUGACAGCGCUGGCUCGCUGUCAAUCAAAGUGUCCCAAAAAAAUUCAUGUGAAUAGUUUGCAUAAUAUAUAUGCUUUCUCAGUCAACGCAAGGAAGUAGGCGAACCAACUGUUCUAAACUACCGGUGCUAUCAAGCAAGUAAGGGGAUAUGAAAUCGCAUACUAAAGUGACUUUCUUUCUGUUACUCGCUGUCACUCCAAAUGUUCUUGGUCUGAAUUGCCACAAAUGUUCAAGCACAAAAUCUUGGGAAGACUGCAGCACCGAUUUAUCACAGCUACCUUGCCCCCAGAGUGACGCAAUUUGCUACAAGACUCAUUACACGACCAAUGAUGGAAGUUUUCAAACGUUUGGAAAAUCCUGUGGACCUGAAAGUUUCUGCGAGAAAGAAUCUAAUCCCAUCUGUAAGGAUCAUCUUGGUCCUUCAGAAUGUAUCGUUAAUUGUUGUGACGAAGAUUUGUGCAACGGAAGCCCAAUUGCACGGGUCAGCGGCCUUGCGGUGAUGUCAUGUAUUCUCGUCAUGAUAUUGUAUCGGUAAAGACAUUACAUAGACCUUUAUUUCAUUCCAUGGGUUUGUGCAAUGUUAUUGAAAAUACAAUAUUCCAGUUGAAUAUGAAGGUAUUUUUAUUGAUUUGAAGACAUUUUCGCAUAGCACUUCCCAGCCCCCUUAGCUCUGACAGAGCCAUCUUUAAAUGCCGGCUUACUGCGGGGAAAUGCCUUUCAUUGAAGAAACAAAUGUUCUGCAAGUUCCUUUAGACAGCACAUCUACUUUCUAUGAUUAUAUUUGUCGAACGCGAUCAAUCACUACAAGCUUCAAGUGGUUAUAUAAAAUAGGAUCCAAA